AAACCCUAAUUUUCGGCUUCUUUAUGUUUCACUAGGCAAGUCGUUCGUCGCGCUGCAGCCUCUGAAAGAAGAAGCACCAGGACGAAGCCGCUCGCCCUUUGCCGUCAAAAUGUCGUUGGUAGCGAACGAGGAAUUCCAGCACAUAUUGCGUGUGCUCAACACAAAUGUUGAUGGGAAGCAGAAGAUUAUGUUCGCUCUUACCUCCAUCAAAGGUAUUGGAAGGCGUUUCGCUAACAUUGUCUGCAAAAAAGCCGAUGUGGACAUGAACAAAAGGGCUGGUGAAUUGACUGCUGCUGAGCUGGACAAUCUCAUGGUGGUUGUUGCCAACCCACGACAGUUCAAAAUUCCCGACUGGUUUUUAAACAGACAGAAGGAUUACAAGGAUGGCAAGUACUCGCAGGUCGUAUCCAAUGCUCUUGACAUGAAGCUGAGAGAUGACUUGGAGCGUUUGAAGAAGAUCAGGAACCACCGUGGUCUGAGGCACUACUGGGGUCUCCGUGUCCGUGGUCAGCACACUAAGACUACUGGUCGCCGAGGGAAGACUGUUGGUGUCUCUAAGAAGCGUUAAAAUCCUUCUCCCUUCUUUUUGCAAGUGAUUUUAUGUUGGAUGGAUGCAAUAGAUUAAUAUAAUUAGUCUUUGAGAUUGGCUUGGACCUUAUUUUAAUUUGGCUGGGUUUUUAAAACCUCUGCCAGGUUAUAUUUCAUAUCGGUCAUUCAUUUUUGCUCGUUAUAAUAGAGAUUGAAAACCCAGUUGAGCUUUUUUUCCUUUAAUUUGUCUAUUAUGUUCCCCAUCUGCUUUGCAGUGUUUUUCUCCCUUUGUUGUGUGGGUUUUGUGUUUGUCUUUGUCUGAGAAUACUUUGGCUCGUUAUGGCUGGUCUUGUGCGAGUGAUAGAUCAAUCUAUUAUACUUGGGAAGUUCGAUUGCAA
Messenger RNA from Momordica charantia (bitter melon), 926 nucleotides. Its product is annotated as Ribosomal protein S13/S18 family. The record is from RefSeq and is a predicted model, not a curated record. Gene Ontology annotation, cellular component: ribosome; cytosol; small ribosomal subunit. Gene Ontology annotation, molecular function: RNA binding; structural constituent of ribosome. Gene Ontology annotation, biological process: translation. NCBI's taxonomy places the organism in Eukaryota, Viridiplantae, Streptophyta, Magnoliopsida, Cucurbitales, Cucurbitaceae.